This is a messenger RNA of Eutrema salsugineum, 2569 nucleotides long. Its product is annotated as pentatricopeptide repeat-containing protein At1g52620. The transcript has a single exon. Gene Ontology annotation, molecular function: protein binding. NCBI's taxonomy places the organism in Eukaryota, Viridiplantae, Streptophyta, Magnoliopsida, Brassicales, Brassicaceae. The coding region runs from base 1 to 2463 and encodes 820 amino acids. The record is from RefSeq and is a predicted model, not a curated record.
AUGUCUAAAACCCUUCUCUCUCGCAUCAAACCGCUUACCAAUCCUCCUCCAUCUCAUCUCCCAAUAACUCCCAAAAUCAGGAAACAAGUUAGCGACACCGUCAACAUCCUCAAAACCCAGCAAAACUGGUCUGAAUUGCUCGAUGAUGAUGAAGUCCGCCUCGUCGACAUUUCUCCUUACGUUUUCGAUCGAAUCCAGGAUGUGGAAAUCGGGGUUAAGCUUUACGAUUGGCUGUCGAGUCAGAGAAAAGAGGAGCUCUUUUCAAAUGGGUUUGCUUGUUCUUCGUUUCUGAAGCUCUUAGCGAGGCAUAGGAUCUUCGAUGAGAUUGAAGAUGCGUUGGGAAAUCUCAGAAAAGAAAAUGUGAAGGUUACUCAUGAAGCAUUGAGCCACGUUCUUCACGCGUAUGCUGAAUCAGGGGUUUUGAGUAAAUCCGUGGAGAUUUAUAAUUAUGUGGUUGAAUCGUACGGUUCUGUGCCUGAUGUUAUUGCUUGUAACUCGUUGUUGAGUUUACUUGUCAAAAGUAGGAGACUUGAAGAUGCACGGAAGAUGUAUGACGAAAUGUGUGAGAGAGGUGGUUGUGUCGAUAAUUACAGUACUUGUAUACUGCUCAAGGGUAUGUGUAGUGAAGGGAAGGUAGAAGAAGGUAGAAAGCUUAUUGAAGAUCGAUGGGGGAAAGGUUGUGUUCCGAAUAUUGUGUUUUACAACACAAUCAUUGGUGGAUACUGCAAGCGAGGCGACAUUGAAAAUGCGAAUGUAGUUUUCAAGGAGUUGAAAUCAAAGGGAUUUAUGCCAACUUUGGAAACUUUUGGAACAAUGAUAAACGGUUUCUGCAAGAAGGGGGAUUUCGCGGCGAGUGAUCGGCUUUUGAGGGAAGUGAAAGAAAGGGGUUUAAUAGUCAGUGUUCGGUUCCUGAACAACAUCAUGGAUGCUAAGUAUAGGCACGGUUCGAAGGUUGAACCAGCUGAGAGUAUACGAUGGAUAAUGGCUAAUGGUUGCAAGCCUGAUAUAGCAACAUAUAACAUUUUGAUUAAUCGUUUUUGUAAAGAAGGGAAAAAAGAAGAUGCUGUUGGGCUUUUGGAUGAAGCAUCAAAGAAAGGGUUAACUCCGAGCAAUAUAAGCUAUGCCCCUUUAAUACAAGCCUAUUGCAAAAGCAAAGAGUAUGAUAUUGCUUCUAAGUUGCUUCUACAGAUGGUUGAAAGAGGAUGCAAACCAGAUAUAGUUACAUAUGGAAUUCUUAUUAAUGGUCUUGUUGUUUCAGGCCAUAUGGAUGAUGCAGUUAAGAUGAAAGUUAAAAUGAUAGAUAGAGGAGUUUCACCGGAUGCCGCCAUCUACAAUAUGUUGAUGAGUGGAUUGUGUAAGAGCGGUAGAUUUUUACUUGCCAAACAACUCUUUUUGGAGAUGUUAGACCGGAAUAUUUCACCAGAUGCUUAUGUGUAUACCACGCUCAUAGAUGGAUUCAUCAGAAGUGGUAAUUUUGAUGAGGCAAGGAAGGUUUCCACUCUCUCAGUUUUGCAGAUCUGGAAUGUUGAUGCCGUGCACCACAAUGCUAUGAUAAAAGGGUUUUGCAGAUCUGGAAUGUUGACUGAGGCAUUGUUGUGCAUGAAUAGGAUGACUGAAGAAAAUCUUGUACCAGAUGAGUUCACUUAUUCCACAAUCAUCGAUGGGUAUGUAAAGCAACAGGAUAUGACAACCGCCAUUAAGAUUUUCCGAGACAUGGGUAAGAGUAAAUGUAAGCCAAACGUGGUAACUUACUCAUCCCUUGUUAAUGGAUUUUGUUGCCAAGGGGAUUUCAAAAUGGCUGAAGAGACUUUCAACGAGAUGCAAUCAUUUGGCCUUGUGCCUAACGUUAUCACCUACACAACACUCAUAAGAAGUUUUGCUAAAGAUGGGAGCACCCUUGGGAAAGCAGUUUACUACUGGGAGCUAAUGUUGAGAAACAAAUGUGUCCCAAAUGAAGUUACCUUCAAUUGUCUACUUGAGGGAUUUGUGAAGAAAACAUCUGGAGAAGUUCUUGCUGAACCAAAUGGAUUUAAUGAGAGACAAAGUUCUCUGUUUUUUGAGUUUUUCUAUAAAAUGAAAUCAGAUGGGUGGUCGGACCAUGGUGCUGCUUACAAUUCUGUCCUCGUUUGUCUCUCUGUACAUGGAAUGGUGAAGACUGCUUGCAGGUUUCAGGAUAGGAUGGUGAAGAAAGGUUUCUCUCCUGAUCCUGUUUCAUUUGCUGCUAUUUUACAUGGCUUUUGUGUGGUUGGGAACUCAAAUCAAUGGAAGAACACAGACUUCUGCAAUCUGGACAAGAAGGGCCUUGAGAUAGCUGUUAGAUAUUCGCGUGUUUUAGAGCGACACUUACCUCAAGCAGUGAUCUCUGAGGCUUCAACAAUUUUGCAUGCAAUGGCUGAAAAUGCAGACACCAAAGAACAUGAUACCUGUAGAAUCUCAGCAGAUAGAGAUAGGGUUUGCUGCUGAAUGAAGAGAAAAAAAAAUGAUCUCAGAAUGUGUACUACUUUCUUGUAUUUGCAAACAGGAGCGUCUCAUCAACUCUCAAAGUGGUACAUGAACAAGUUGUUGUUGU